GUAAUUAUUUCUUUUGCACAGGAUUAUUUUGGUGUCUGUUCAGAGGUGAUGAUCAAGGACAAUGUUGUGGUGGUUUAUGAGGUGCUGGAGGAGAUGCUGGACAAUGGCUUUCCAUUGGCAACAGAGUCUAAUAUUCUUAAGGAACUGAUAAAACCUCCCACUAUCCUGCGAACAGUUGUCAACACCAUCACAGGAAGCACUAAUGUGGGUGACCAGCUUCCUACCGGACAGCUAUCAGUGGUGCCUUGGAGACGUACUGGUGUAAAAUAUACCAACAAUGAGGCGUAUUUUGAUGUGAUUGAAGAGAUAGAUGCAAUCAUUGACAAAUCAGGUUCUACGAUUACUGCUGAAAUCCAGGGGGUAAUUGAUGCUUGUGUCAAGCUGACUGGGAUGCCAGACCUUACCCUCUCCUUUAUGAACCCUCGGUUAUUGGAUGAUGUCAGCUUUCAUCCAUGUGUGCGUUUUAAGCGCUGGGAGUCAGAAAGAAUACUCUCCUUCAUUCCACCUGAUGGAAAUUUUCGCUUGCUCUCCUAUCAUGUCAGUGCUCAGAACCUUGUGGCAAUUCCUGUCUACGUUAAACACAACAUCAGUUUCCGUGAUAGCAGCUCAUUGGGACGUUUUGAGAUCACAGUGGGGCCGAAGCAGACUAUGGGGAAGACGGUAGAGGGAGUGAUGGUCACUAGCCAGAUGCCAAAAGGUGUCUUAAAUAUGACCCUCACACCCUCUCAGGGAACACAUAUCUUCGAUCCAGUUACAAAGCUGCUGUCAUGGGAUGUGGGGAAGAUAAACCCCCAGAAGCUGCCAAGCCUGAAGGGGAGCAUGACCCUGCAAGCUGGGACAUCAAAACCAGAUGAAAACCCCACCAUUAACCUGCAGUUUAAAAUUCAGCAGCUGGCUAUAUCUGGACUGAAGGUGAAUCGCUUGGACAUGUAUGGGGAGAAGUACAAGCCCUUCAAGGGGAUAAAAUACAUGACUAAGGCUGGCAAGUUCCAAGUCCGAACCUAGAGGAUCCUCAUAACCUAGCACUCUGAUGGAAACUGAAGCUGUGGCUAAAUGAAGAUGAUUGCUAUGCUACUAACUUGUUGGAACCUCCUUUUGUCUCUGCUUGCCUAUUACAAAUGAAGGUGAUACUGCUGUUCUCCUGCUCACUGAUGUCUUUCUUUGAGAUAAUUGUGUGCUGGUACCUCUGUAGUGUUUCUGGCUGUCCUACCUCAUUCUAGUUUCUGUACCAAUCAGCUGCUGUGCAGGUGGAUUCAAGCCUACGCUGGAUUUUUCACUGGGACCAUCUCUUCUGCAGGACCUGUUGCUGCAUCUGCCCGUUCCAGUCUGCUGCAUCUCUCUGUACAGCAUAAAUAUGAAAUGAGAGAUAUUUGCACUGUUCUAUAUUGUCUGUAUUAUGCUCUUUGGCCACUAGAUGCCAAUGUCUUUCUCUGUGGUAACGGACCUUGUCCCCAAGCUGCUGUAGCUGUGACUGCAGCAUCGGUCAGGUGGCUGUGGAGUCCAGCAUGUACAGUUCAUGCUUGUGAACAGAACAAGUUGACCCUAAGCAAAGGAUAACAUACUUUCUGGUUUGCAUGUGAUGGAUACUUGCAGUGGGUGAGUGGCAUCUUGCGUGUGGAAUCACAAGUUCCAGUGCGACUGAUGAAUGCCAUAGCAGGUGGCCUUACUGCUGAGCAUGUUCAGUGCAAAUAUAACCUUGGGCAAGGGCAUCAAUAAAAUUCAUUUUUACAUGUCA
This is a messenger RNA of Athene cunicularia (burrowing owl), 1735 nucleotides long. It is a transcript of the gene AP3M2, whose product is annotated as adaptor related protein complex 3 subunit mu 2. The transcript has 8 exons. Lineage: Eukaryota; Metazoa; Chordata; Aves; Strigiformes; Strigidae. Gene Ontology annotation, biological process: intracellular protein transport; endocytosis. The coding region runs from base 49 to 1005 and encodes 318 amino acids. Gene Ontology annotation, cellular component: cytoplasmic vesicle; clathrin adaptor complex. The record is from RefSeq and is a predicted model, not a curated record.